Symbiodinium sp. CCMP2456 is the source of this 1311-nucleotide messenger RNA. Lineage: Eukaryota; Dinophyceae; Suessiales; Symbiodiniaceae. The record is from the annotation of a GenBank genome assembly.
AUGCUCACAUGCCCUUUUGCCACAUGUCGCACUCUGAGACUCUUUGCAGAGCCGCCCAGAGUUUCUGCUGUGGGCUUCAAGCAGUUGCCCAGCCUGAUGCGCAGCGGAAAGCGUAUGAGCGGGUGCCAAGUGCAACAUGUGGUGUUUCCAGGAGAGGAAUUCCAACACAUUCUGCAGGAUGUUGGGAGGGUGACUGCCGUCUACGCUGGACAUCCGCUCUCUGGAAUGAGCCCGUGCAAGCGAGGCAUGUUUCUCAAAGGCCUGUGCAAGAGCGUGCUCACUAGCGCUUCUCCCCAUUUGCAGCUAGAGGAGCCCGUCCCUGGCACCUCCGUGAAUGGCAAAAGAAGGUCAGGACAACAAGCCUCCUGGGAUUGGACGUUGGGGGGGAGGAAAGUGCAAUGCAAGACCGCCAGAUUGUCAUGGUUAGCGAAAGACCGCACUUGGGGUGUGAAUUUCGGCGCAGUGAAGUUUGCAGAGGCCGGCGUCCGAACCAAUGCCUCUUUUGAUGACCUGUACCUUGUUUUCGACGCGCCAGAUUCUGUUCACGUUCUGAAACACGACCUUCACACUGGAGUUGUCAGGAGUGGCAACGCGACAGCUGCCCGUGGGCACAGAAUUGUAGUCAGGGGAAAGUUUGGUACCGUUGACUGGCGACCUGCAUGUGAAACCAUUCUACAGAAGCUGUGUGUGGAAAGAGGACAAUGUCAGACGAUUGAACGGGUGCUUCUGUCGGAUCGACGCUUGCAGGGUGGCUUAUGCCAGGCAGAAGAGGAGGAUAUGUACCAACGGGCCCCACUCAGUCACGCCACUCCUUCCUUUCGUGCCAAGCAGAUACAGAGCAUAGGCUUUGAAAUUGAUCAGAAGCUGAAUCCAGCGAGCACAGUCAUCAGGCAAGGACACACAAGUCCUGUCGACUGGAUAAGGGACUCUGUCCGAGUGGAGCUGAAGCAUGGGAAACCGGUGAAGACGAAGGGCGGAAGAUGGCGCUGUAGUUUCAGCAACAUAAAAUGUGCCAGGGAGGGAGUUAGAGAGACAAACGCAUUCGACGAGCUUUGGCUUGCUCUCUACAGCCCCGUUGGGAUUGACUUCUUCCAAAGCUCUGGCCAGCUUCGCUACUCAUCUGUCGGAGUGCGGGGAGAGCCGCUGGGAAAUGACAUCGUUUUAACUGCUCCUGGCCGUGGCAUUGAAUUCCUAGAGGCAUUGUGCACGUUUCGGCGGCAGAUGGAACAGGCAGGAUGCCACUUUGUAGCAUCUGUUCCCUGGGAGACCGCUCUUAACGUGCCGUGUGAUCCCUGGGUAUCCGUCUCAUGA